UCAGGUUUCAGAAGAUGGAAGCUUGCUCAUUAACUGCAGUCUGCCUAAGAGGCUGCCAGUGUUACAAUGUUCAGAAUAUAUCUGGGGUUUGGUGUUAUUUCUUUAUUCCUUGACUUCUGUUAGGCAAGAGGAGGAACUGAUGGAUCUCAAGUCUCCAAGAGAUGGAUUUCCAAAAUAACUUCUGGUACAAAACAUUUGUAGACUCCUCACAGUGGAAUAGAAAUUCUCUUUGCGAGAGGUGCUUGUCACUUGCCAUUUUAACAAGAGCAGAGGUUUGCUGUGUCCAGGUUGUUGGAAGAUGUGAAAUCAGGAGUUUGGAGAGAUGCCUGGUGAUUGUGUCUGUGCUGUAUGAGUGAAACUGAGUGGAUUACAUUGCCCAAUUCUCAUGCCCAAAUCUUGGCAUCAAAUCUGCCUGUGAUUCUCUGGUCCAAUGAACUUAAAAUUGUUUUAGACUAUUGAGAAAUUGAAUUAUAUAAGAAAGUACAUUUAAAUUUCCAUUCCUUAUUAGGUGCAUGUGAUGAAGUGGCCAUGCUGCUAUUUGUGGAUUGGAGAGUUGUAAAAAGACCACUCUCACUUUGAACUUACAGACUUGCAUUUUGGAUGAUCCUCUGGCUACUAAAAAGCUCUCGGAAUGUUGUUCUGGCAUAAACACAAUAUUGAGAAGUCCCUUGCGGAUCUCCCUAACUUCACUCCUUUCCCUGAUGAAUGGACAGUUGAAGAUAAAGUCCUAUUUGAGCAAGCAUUUAGCUUCCAUGGAAAGAGCUUUCACAGGAUCCAGCAAAUGCUCCCAGACAAGACCAUUGCAAGCCUUGUAAAAUAUUACUAUUCUUGGAAAAAAACUCGCUCUAGGACAAGUUUGAUGGAUCGUCAGGCUCGUAAACUAGCUAAUAGAAAUAAUCAAGGUGACAGUGAUGAUGACGUAGAAGAAGCUCAUCCAAUGGAUGGAAAUGAUAGUGAUUAUGAUCCCAAAAAAGAAGCCAAAAAGGAGGUAACAGAUAACUUAAUGGGCAAUAAUGAGCAGCCUGUUCAGACCAGCAAAAUAGGUCUGGGUAGAAGAGAGUAUCAGAGCUUGCAGCAUCGCCACCAUUCCCAGCGUUCCAAAUGCCGUCCACCAAAAGGCAUGUACCUGACCCAGGAAGAUGUGAUAGCUGUUUCCUGUAGUCCCAAUGCAGCCAACACAAUUCUUAGACAGCUGGAUAUGGAACUAAUCUCAUUAAAGCGACAGGUUCAAAAUGCUAAGCAAGUAAACAGUGCACUUAAACAGAAAAUGGAAGGCGGGAUUGAAGAAUUCAAACCUCCUGAGUCUAAUCAGAAAAUCAAUGCCCGUUGGACCACAGAAGAGCAGCUUCUUGCAGUACAAGGUGUCCGAAAAUAUGGUAAAGAUUUUCAAGCUAUUGCAGAUGUAAUUGGCAACAAGACUGUUGGCCAAGUGAAGAACUUCUUUGUAAACUACAGGCGUCGGUUUAACUUAGAGGAGGUAUUGCAGGAAUGGGAAGCGGAACAAGGAACCCUGGCUUCUAAUGGUGAUGCUUCUGCUUUAGGGGAGGACACAAAAAAUACUUCUAAUGUGCCAUCAGGAAAGAGCACUGAUGAAGAAGAUGAGGCACAAAGCACUCCGGCCACUCAGUGUUUAGGCCCUUCACCUCCAGCACACGCAUCUGCUCCAGCACCUGCCGCUCCCAUGGCAACUCUAAAUCAGCCGCCCCCGUUACUCCGUCCGGCGCUUCCCGCUGCUCCUGCCCUGCACCGGCAGCCCCCGCCGCUCCAGCAGCAGGCGCGCUUCAUCCAGCCGCGGCCGACCCUCAACCAGCCUCCCCCUCCGCUCAUCCGCCCAGCCAGCUCCAUGCCCCCGCGCCUCAACCCCCGGCCCGUGCUGACCGCGGGCAGCGGCCAGCAGCCGCCCUCGCUCAUCGGAAUUCAGACAGAACCUCAGUCCACUCUGCACUGAAGAAAUAAAAGCAGAAUUAUGCUAACUCCCACAUUUGAGCAAUUAUAUCGAUGUACUGUUUUGGUUUUUUUUUUCCCAAAUAAUGAAGGGGAGAAAAGAGCAAGCCUUCACAGGUAUCAGACCAGUUUUCCAGAGGAGCAAGCUAAGAACUAGAAACGGAACGACGUCAAUGACCACCUGUAUAAAAAUAUUUUUAUGCCGAAGACUUGUACAGCAGAACAAUGCCUACGCUGCAGCCCUCCUCUGUAUGAGUAACUGUUGAAGGAAGCUAACUUCUUACAUGAAUAAAUGUUCAACACACCAAGAUUUUGUUUUAACUGAUUUUUACUCUAUUUAUUUUAUUACAGUUCUUUAUAGUCAAGCAUCUAAUUACAGGAAAGUAGUCUGGCAAAUCUAGAAAUAGUUAAUAUUGUAGGAGACUUAAAUGUAGUGUUGGGUUUUUUUGUGUGUGUGAAUUUUUUAAUUUUUUUUUUUUUACCUUUUAGUGAAAGAAUAAUGGCUUUAGGUUCAGAAUGUUUGACCCUGUUUAGACAACAGUAGAAGCGUUUCACACGCUUGUAAAAUGUAGGUCUUCUCUUCAUGUUUUCCCAGAACAUCUUAGCUUGUUUUAAAGGUACUGGCUUAUUAAAUACUCAUCUUUCAGAGUAUUCUGAAGACUUGGUGAGCUAUUGUACCAAAUUUAUCAAAUUUCUUGCGUGUUCUGCUCAUAGAAUUUAACUGGAAGCAGGAGUCCAGAUUCUUGCUGCAGGCAUGUCUUGUAGGCUGGGCAGGAUAGAGUGGCAGCAGCUUCCACCACCCAGGGGCAUGACAGGACAGCAACCAUUUAGCAAGAAUUAUUAAUUUAAUGUGUUAAUCCACUAAUUCUUUUCAUGUAAGUACAGUAGAAUUCCAUUCCUCUGAGAAUGACAGUCUGCAGUUCCUGUAUGUUAGAUCACUGAUACCUUGAGUAUUAAUGAGGGAAGUGUAGAGGCUGGUGGUGCUGGUUGGUAGAGUAUCACCUGCUGCCAACCCAGUCUUACUUUUAAGUGAUUAUCUCUUGACUCCUGCUAUAUUUCUGGCAAAGUUGAUUACUUGAGUUGAGGGUACUGGGGGAAGAACAAAUGUGUUUGUUUAUUUUAUUGACUCAGUAAAACAUACAUAUAGGUAUUCAUAUUGCUUCCAGAUUAUAGGAGUUUGAAAGAAACUAAUUUCACUGCAUUCUCAUUUGAAACCUUGAUUGGGUUUGGUUUGGUUUUUUUUUUUUAAUAAAAGCAGAUGCCUCUAACCUCCAAGUAAACCAGGCUCCAAAUAUGAGUAGCACUGUUUGAAACUGUGUGAUCUGAAUUAAGCUAUUGAAAAAUAAUGCAUUCUUGAUUAUGUAAUAAUAUUCAUGUUGACUGUCAUACUAUUUUGAAAGGGUUUUUUUUUUGCUUAUAGCUGAAAUGGUGUCUAAAAGUCUUUUUAACUCCAUUUUGUUUUUAACUAGAUUUGCCCUUGACUAAAAUGAGACUUUUUAUGCAAAUGGGAUAUGCUCUCCCUAGGUUUUUUUUCACAGAUAAAUUAGGUGGUCUAAUGAUCAGUUUAAGCAGGUACAUAAGGUCUUUUUUUAAUGUGCAAAGGGAAGUUCUUGUACUAUCAGAUUCUAUUUCAUUUGAAAAUGUAGUAUUAAAGUUUGAUAGUUGUAACCUGAAUUUCAGUUGAAGUGUUGACCUUUAUGUUUUAGUUCUUCAUUUUAAAAUAUUCUCAGAUCAAACUUGGGAGGUUUUUCUUUCUCAAGAGCUUUCACUGCUGCGCUGAGGUGUUGUACAAAAGAUCUUUCUUACAAAUUUUCUUUUGCAUCAGAGUAGGUGCUUGGCCACUAUGUGAGCAUCAGAUGACCCCCUGUCUAAGUAAAACAGAAUUUUAAAACAAGCACCAAGGAAUUAGCAGUCGUGGAAACUUGUGUUCUGGGAGUCAUGAGCCUUUAGUGUGCCCUCACCAGCUGCACACAAAUCUGGCUGCUCUGGUCUUUAAAACCAAUACAAAACCAGAUGGUACAUUUUUAUAGUUUAAUUGUUAACAGUGGUAAGAUUCAUCUUCAGGAUUUUUUUCCUUCUUUUUUUUCUUUUUUUUUUUUUUUUUUUUUUUUGACUUUUAAGCAUUGAGUCUCCCAGGUGUGUGUAUUGUACAUCUGCUAAUUUUUGUCUUGUCUCUUGUUGAUAGACUUCAGUAUGCAGAAUGUUGGGUGUUACAGUACAGUUGGCCACCACCAACUGCUAUGAAACUGUUCAGUACAUUGUAAUUCCGUUUAAUCUUGUUUAAAUAUUCUCUAACUGGGCAAAGGUGCUGUAUUUGAAGGGGGGAGGGAGGGUCAGAGAUAGGUAGGGUAGUAUUUCUUAAUUUACCUACACUGUAGCACACAGUAGGGAACUCCUAGCAUUUGUAGUACUAAAUAAGUAUGUACAUAGCAAAAUGUCUUUAUUGUGUGCUUUGCAGAAUAUGUGCAUACAGUUUGCACGUCCUGUUUUGGGGGUAGGGUUUGUUUUAAGCAGUGUUUGCCUGGAGAGUGAUAUGCUUGCUGCUUAAUCAAAGGAUUAAAGUUUCAAAGAAAUCUGUGUCUUCUAUUUUUAUGUACCUUGUAAUGGUCUAAUAUGUUAGGGCCCUUAUACUGUGAUUCUCUUCUAAAUUCAUUUAUAUUUUUUUAAGAAUUAGAAAUAAAAUUAUAAAUGGUGUUGAUUUCAGUGGGAAAUUUCUUUUGCCAUAUCUAGUCUCCUGUUUUGUAAUGUAGUAAUGAACUCUGACUUCAAGGUUGGCUUAAUUUUGUCACUUUAAAAAAUGUACAAUGUUUGCACACUAACGUUUGGCAGAGAACAUGUAUCCUACAAUGUUCAAAGCUAAUGUAACUCUACAGCUUUUUGUACAGUUUAUUUUAGUUAAUAAAGCAAAAUGGUACUAAGAAAUUGCAUUUUACAAAUGCAAGGCAUAAUCGGAACAACAUGUAUUCAAGAAACAACACUUGCAAAAUAUGGAUGUACAAGAACUAUCAGAUUUAAUUGUUGCACUUUAAAUCAGAAUGGGUACAAAGUUGAGCAGGUAUUUCUGCAUUUAAUAAAACAAUCACUAAACAUUGCA
Molecule: messenger RNA, 5038 nt
Organism: Taeniopygia guttata (zebra finch)
Lineage: Eukaryota; Metazoa; Chordata; Aves; Passeriformes; Estrildidae
Source: RefSeq, a predicted model, not a curated record